UUAUCUGUGGAAUAUUUAGGAUCUGUCAUCAAUAUAGUCAAUCUAUAGACGAAUAAUUUUAAAAAAUCUUAUUGUCAACAAAUCUAUAAUUCAAUUCAGAGAUUCAAUUACAAUACUACGGAAAAUUGUAAAACUACGGAAAACAUAUCAUUGAAUUGAUUUCAUGAUUUAAAAAUAGAAAAAUGUGUUGUGCGUUACGACGUAUUGUAUUUGUUUUAAUUUUUAAUUAAAUGUUUAACUGCGUUGUUUGCCAUUUUAUCCAUACUGUGAAAUAUAAUAUUGAAAAUGGAGUGUACUCAGAGACUGGAAUGCACGCAAGAUUUGUAUGAGACGCAUAGCCAGAGAUGUCCCAAAGAGAUUGGAUUUCUUGGGAUAUGUGGCACAAAGUAUCCAGUGAAAAAAGGUUUCAACAAGAUUGGCAGGGAUCCUCAGACAUGUACUAUUAUAUUAAAUCUAAAUACAGUAUCAAGGCAACAUGCAGUGAUAAAUGUACUGGGCGAUAAUAAUUACAUGAUUAUGGACUUGGGAUCCGCUAACAAAACUAAAUUGGGUGAUAGAAAGCUUCAGCCAUACGUUGCUCAUCCGCUCAGAGAUGGUGACACAGUACAAUUCGGCGAUGUGUUUGGUAUAUUCAGACUACUAGAACAAGAUGAUGAUCUACCAAUGACACAAGCUAUCGACAUUCCAGAAACACCAGUGAGCAACCACUAUGUGUCUAGGAUAAACAAAGUGCCUAUAACUAUGGUGCCAGAAUCACCAGAUGUGAGUGACAAGGAAGAUUCCUUUGUGGCUCCAUCACAAAAGAGUGUUCUAAAUGAGUCGAACCAUCUCUUUGUAAGACCGUCUAACAAAACUACAUCUAUACAAUCUGUUGGAAGUAACAAAAUAAAUAAUGUGUUUUGGAAUUCAUCUAAAAAAUCAAAGUCUUUGAGUUUGUCUUUGAACAAUUCAAAUGUUAGUCUGGAUAGUUCUGAUCCAACAGUCGAAAAUCGGUUGAGUUGUGAAAACAAUGAUAUUCAUGAAAUGGAGACACAGGAUCUGCUUCCAAAAAAAAAUAAUAGCUCUAGUUUGAUCUACGCGGCAGAAACACAAAUGCCAGAAGAUGUACCUAAACAAUCGAUUUACAGUCAAGACACCCAAGCUGAUCCAACAAUUAUAGAACAUAAAAUACCUGGCGUGCAAAGGGUUAAUACGCAACAUGAAAUGGAGAUCAAUUUGUAUACUUCUAAUAAAGAAAAUGAAGAUGAUGUUCACGAAGCCGAAACACAAUUGUACCAAAUAGAAAAAGCAAGCGUGUCUGGAACACCAAGUAAAAACUUAACAAAGGAAGCAGAGAAAACUGAUGAUAAAUCUAAUGAGAAAAAUAAUUCAUCUCAUGAUGUAAUAAUAUUUGAUGAAAUUGAUACACAAUCAUUUGAUGGUCCUUUUGAGUCCCAAAGCAUUUUACCAGAAGACGAAAUGUCACCUAAUCGUAUACAAAAUUAUAACACAGAAACCAAUAAAAACAAAAUUGAAAAAGGAAGUGUAGAAAAACCUAAUAAAAGAAACAUUCGAGUUAAGUCGAAUGACUCCACUGACUGUGAAGAUAUGGACACAGUGUUAACGCAAGUGAUACCAACCACAAUCAAUAAUUCUGAUGAAGACGUCACCGACUGUGAGGAUAAUGGGAAUAAUUUAAUUAAUGAAACGGAUAAUAAAACCGGUAAUAAGACCAGUGGUAUUGAAGAUUUACAAACACAAAUAAUCGUGCCAGAGGCGUCGAAUGAUACGGUAAAGAAUCUUCAUGAUAUGGCUACACAAAUAAUUGUAGAAAACACAAAAUCAAUCAGUGGCACUGCUGUCGAAAAUCGUGAAGAGGAAACAAACUUUGAAGACUUACCUACACAAAUAAUUGUUGAAGAUAUAAAUCAAGGUAAAUCAGCAGUGGAAAAUAAUCCUAAUGAUGAAAUAGAUUAUGCAGAUUUGCCUACACAAAUAUUAGUUGAAAAUAUACGACCUGUUGAUUCUGUGAUUAGGGAUGUUGAAGAAGAGAUAAACUAUGAAGACUUGCCUACACAAAUUAUUAAUCAAGAUGUAGUAAAUAGUCCAAAAUCUGUUCAUCUACGAAAUGAAAUGAACCAUUCUGAAGACAUAACUAAAUCAUUUAAAAUUCCUUUACAAGCUCCCAAAAAAAGUAAACAGAAAGAUAUUUCGACGAUACCGGCUGAGAUUAUUACGCUAGAAGAUGAUCAAUACUAUCAGUCGACUCAAGAUAUUUAUAACGAUUUAAACUCUCAAGAAGAAUGUGGCCCCGAAAUUAUUGGAAAAAACAACAAUGUGUCGAAAAUGUUAUCAGUCGAUGUAAAUAACAUGUCGCGGAAUUCUAUUAUAGAUUGUAUCAUCGGUUACAGUUCACCAAGCAAAAAAAUAACAAAAAAGCUUCUAUCGGACAAAACUAUCAACGACGAUGACUACAAAAUAGUAAAUAAAAGUCCUGAUUCUAACAAAGAAAAACAAUUAGACGGUGGUGAUAGUCUAGUAAAAGAAAUUCAAAAAAUGCCUAGUGACAGCUCGGAUGUGGACGCUACCCCUAAAAAAAAGGUAGCGCUAAAAUUUACUGAGAAUGAUUUGCCGAAUACUCAAGAAAUCAAAGAAUUUAUAAAAUUUAACCCAAAACAUGGCACUGAUAUUUUGUCCAGUGACUCUGAAACUGAAAACAAUUCACAGGAAGAGGCGAUACCGUUAUUUUCUAAAAAGAAUAAAAGAACAAUUGAUGCGAAAAUGGACCUUACCAAAACAUUCGAGGCUCUGCCUACAAGAAUUAUUACAAGAGUACGAAAACCUACAGAAAAAGGAUCUAACACCAUUUUGAAACCGACUUUUUUGACUGAGCAAGAGGACGGUAUUGAUAAAGAUAUUAUAAACGAAAAUAUUUCACGGCUCAAAACGAUCUUUGGAAGACCUAAAAGUCUUAAUAAAGAAUCAAACAAAAUAUUGGACAAAUCCAGUUUAAACAAAGAAAAGGGAACGACAAAACAGGAUGAACGAGGAGAAUCAUCCAAAUCCUCUAAAAGUAAAGUAAACGAGAAAUCCACACUAGAAAUAAGUAAAGUUGUCACAAAAAAGGAUUCAGUAAAGGCUGAUUCAAAUUGUGAAACUAAAAGUACUAAUAAAAGAACUAGGGAUAGAAAGAAAGAUAAUAAUGACAAUAAAAAAGAUAACGAACAUAAAUCGCCUAAAAAAAUAAAAGUUGAAAGAAAACCAAGAACAAAAACAUCAAAUACUCUGCAAAUAGAACUACAAGAACAUGAUUAUGCUCAGACAAGUCUUAAUUCAACAGUGGGAUCAAACAACAGCAGCAGAAGAAGUGGAAGAAGUAAAAAAGAAAAAACAAACGAUAAAAUUGUAUUUCCAGAAUUGGAAACAGAUAACGUAAAACCGAAACGUACGUAUAGAAAACGUACAAAAAAGACUCCCGAAACAUACAGCAAUGAACAAAAUUCUUCAGAACCAGUAACAGAACCUAGACGAAGUAGACGAAUAAAGGCUACCAAAGAUGUUAAGGAAAACGAUCAGACACCACCGAAACCUAAAUCAAUAUUGAAACCAUCCCUAUGUGAUCAAAGUACCGUGUACAAUAAAUCUACGGAAUCUGUGACUGAAUAUCCGAAAAGCUUAAAGAGAUCGGCAGAAUUCAAAGGGUUGCAAGUGCCAAGUCCUAAGCGGUCGAGAUCUGCGGAUGAUCAAAAUAGUAGUUUGAGACCACAGAAAACUCAUUAUGUGCUAUUUACUACGUUUCCGACUGAAGGAGUGCAGGAUAAACUGGAAAAAUUGGGUGCGGUGACAGUGACGGAAGUGAGCGCGUGCUCGGUGCUGCUGACGACGGCGUUGCGGCGCACGUUCAAGCUGCUGUGCGCCGUGGGGCUCGGCCGGCCCGUGGUGGGUCCCGCCUGGGUACAGGCCUGCGUCGACACCAACACCAUCGUCGAUCCGUGGUCGUAUUUAUUAAAAGAUGAAGAGGCAGAGAAGCGUUUCCAUUUUGUAUUAGAAAGGACAUUGUUAGGGAAGCGAAAUUAUUUGCAUGGCUUCACCGUGUCCUCGACACCAAAUGUUGUACCGCCUGCUAAAGAAAUGAAACAGAUAGUGGAGUGUUCUGGCGGUGUAUGGGGGGAGGGCGGGUCGCGGUGGGUGGUGGUGUCGAACUCGCGGGACAGCGCGCUGUGGCCCGCACUGCGCCGCCGCGGAGCCGACAUCGUGUCGCCGGAGUUCGUGCUGGCCGGCGUGCUCAGACAGAUACCGGACGUGAAGCCAUACCUCUACUUGUGAAUGUACAUAUUGUAUAGUGUUUACAUAUAAACGUUUUAUAAAUCAUCGACAAAUUUUAUUGUGUUGUCCUUAUGAUGUAAUGUUAUAAUUCUCGUGCAUUUAAAAAAAUCAUCGGGAGCGUCCAAAGCUGGCGAAUACGUGGUACGCGUGUCCCUGGCAUACAGUUGCUCUAAUAAUUUGCGCGCUUCUUUAUUUGAUGCCUUGCGCUAAUCGCACCUAUCAAGUCUGAUUCCUUAUGAUCAAGCUCCUCAAAUAAAAAUAAAAAAUAAAACAUUAUUUUGAA
Molecule: messenger RNA, 4588 nt
Organism: Manduca sexta (tobacco hornworm)
Lineage: Eukaryota; Metazoa; Arthropoda; Insecta; Lepidoptera; Sphingidae
Product: extracellular matrix-binding protein ebh
Exons: 8
Coding region: 286-4305 (1339 amino acids)
Molecular function (GO): protein binding
Source: RefSeq, a predicted model, not a curated record